This is a messenger RNA of Ipomoea triloba (trilobed morning glory), 916 nucleotides long. RefSeq lists its product as uncharacterized. Gene Ontology annotation, molecular function: protein kinase activity. The record is from RefSeq and is a predicted model, not a curated record. The coding region runs from base 41 to 718 and encodes 225 amino acids. Gene Ontology annotation, biological process: phosphorylation. Lineage: Eukaryota; Viridiplantae; Streptophyta; Magnoliopsida; Solanales; Convolvulaceae. The transcript has 2 exons.
UUUUAAUCCUUCUUGUUUCUUCUUCUUUCUGUUUUCCCCAAUGGCCUUUUACUUUGCUGAGGGAGAAGAUUAUUAUGAGUUCCAAUCUAAUUCAUGUCCCAAGGGAUUCUCCUGUGGAAGUUUGGGUUAUCUGGAGUUCCCUUUUACUCAACACACCCACCCUCAUUGUGGUCUAAUCAGAGUAGAUUGUGAUGCUAAACCUCUCCCAAAAGUCCAGUUGGGAAUGGGGGGAGAUUCGUAUCAGUUUGUGAAUAUAUACUCUGUUGCAAAUAGCACCAUUCUUAUCCUUGAAGACUCAAAGCUUCAGAGACUUUUCGAUACCCAUAAUUACUCAAAUUUAAACUAUAGCCUCCAAUUCCCGUAUUCUCCUUCUAUCACAUUCAGCAAUUUUCCAACAAAUUCAUUCAAAGUCAUUCGUAAAUGCAAUAACAGUCCAGCUGAUGAUAUCUUCAAUUAUGAGAGGAAUUACUGUUUUCAAGGAUUCGGUUUGUUCUAUAAAAACGCAUUGGUUCCACAGAAGAAUCCCAAAUGUGUUGCUGAUAAGUGUACCAUGUAUCCAACUCCAAUUCUCGUUAAACAAACAAAUGCUCUGUUAACUCCUCUAUUUGGAAUGGUAUUCCAACUCUCAGAAGCUUGCCAUGAGUGUUACUAUGGAGGAGGGCAAUGUACAGCAGACAGCAGCAAUGAAUUCCAUUGUGCAAAAGAUCAAGCCAUUUGAACCCGGAGGCCCUUCAGAAGAACAAAUAUAUAAGUUCUUCUUUGAAGAUCAAGCUAGUAGAGAUCCGGGGGCCCUUCAAUGGAGCGUCAAGACAUCAAUUGAAGAAUCAGAGGAUCAUCCAGAGAUAUUGUACCCACACCCCAUAUUGAUAUAUCAUAUUGUAACAUGAAUUUUGAAUCCUACAUAUAUAUAUUCAAA